GAAUUCCUUCGGGAAGAUCAGGAACACACGGAUCUGGAUUCUCCUCUGUGCUUUCACACCCUCACUUCUGCCUGAGACUGAGACACCCUAGGAGUGAGUGCACAGAAACGCCCCAGCCAAACCCACCUCCGCCAUGGGGGCCGUGACCCGGCUGUUGGCGGGCAUCCUCCUAGCCUCGCUCACCCUCACUACCGAAGGUGGGGUCCUCAAGAAAGUCAUCCGGCACAAGCGACAGAGCGGGGUCAAUGUCACUCUGCCGGAGGACCAGCAGCCGGUGGUGUUUAACCACGUCUACAACAUCAAGCUGCCUGUUGGGUCCCAGUGCUCCGUGGAUCUGGAAUCAGCCAGUGGGGAGAAGGACCUGGCCCCGCCAUCAGAGCCCAGCGAGAGCUUCCAGGAGCGCACGGGCGACGGGGAAAACCAGAUCAUCUUCACACACCGCAUCAACAUCCCUCGCCGGGCCUGCGGUUGCGCCGCGGCUCCUGAUGUCAAGGAGCUUCUGAGCAGACUGGAGGAUCUGGAGAAUCUGGUGUCUUCCCUGCGGGAGCAGUGCACCACAGGAGCUAGCUGUUGUCUCCAGCCCGCGGAAGGCCGCCUGGACACCAGGCCCUUCUGCAGCGGCCACGGGAACUUCAGCGCCGAAGGAUGCGGCUGUGUGUGCGAACCCGGCUGGAAAGGCCCCAACUGCUCAGAGCCCGAAUGUCCUGGCAACUGUCAUCUGCGAGGCCAGUGCCUGGACGGGCAGUGUGUCUGCGACGAGGGCUUCACGGGGGAGGACUGCGGCCAGCUGGCCUGCCCCGGCGACUGCAACGACCAGGGCAAGUGCGUGAGCGGGGUCUGCGUGUGUUUCGAAGGCUACACGGGGGCCGACUGCAGCCGGGAGGUGUGCCCGGUGGCGUGCAGCGAGGAGCACGGCAGGUGCGUGGACGGCCGCUGCGUGUGCCAGGACGGCUUCGCGGGCGACGACUGCGCCGAGCCGCUGUGCCUCAACAACUGCCACGGCCGCGGGCGGUGCGUGGAGAACGAGUGUGUGUGCGACGCCGGCUUCACGGGCGAGGACUGCGGCGAGCUCAUCUGCCCCAACGACUGCUUCGACCGCGGCCGCUGCGUCAACGGCACCUGCUACUGCGAGCAGGGCUUCACGGGCGAGGACUGCGGCGAGCUCAGCUGCCCGAACGCCUGCUCGGGCCACGGCCGCUGCCAGCAGGGCCAGUGUGUGUGCGAGGCGGCCUUCGCCGGUCCCGACUGCAGCGAGAAGAGGUGUCCCGCCGACUGCCACCAGCACGGCCGCUGCACGGACGGGCGGUGUGAGUGCGACGCCGGCUUCGCGGGAACCGACUGCGGCGAGCUCCAGUGUCCCAGCGGCUGCAGCGGCCACGGCCACUGCGUCAACGGGCAGUGCGUGUGCGACGAGGGCCGCACCGGGGAGGACUGCGGCCAGCUGCGGUGCCCCAACGAUUGUCACAGCCGGGGCCGCUGCGUCCUGGGCAAGUGCGCGUGCGAGCCGGGCUUCCAGGGCUACGACUGCAGUGACAUGAGCUGCCCCAGCGACUGCCACCAGCACGGCCGCUGCGUGAACGGCAUGUGCGUCUGUGACGACGGCUACACCGGGGAGGACUGCCGGGACCUGCGCUGCCCCGGGGACUGCAGCAGCCGCGGCCGCUGCGCGGACGGCCGGUGCGAGUGUGAGCACGGCUUCACCGGCCCCGACUGCGCGGAACUCGCGUGCCCCGACGACUGCCAUGGCCAAGGCCGCUGUGUGAACGGGCAGUGCGUGUGCCACGAGGGCUUCAUGGGCGCCGCGUGCAAGGAGCGGAGGUGUCCCGGCGACUGUCACGGUCGGGGCCGCUGCGAGGAUGGGCAGUGCGUCUGCCAGGAGGGCUUCGCGGGCCCCGACUGCAGGCGGCGCUCCUGCCCCAACGGCUGCAGCGGCUGGGGCCAGUGCGUGGAGGGCCGCUGCAUCUGCAGCGAGGGCCACGCCGGGGACGACUGCUCCGACGUGUCCCCUCCCAAAGACCUCAUCGUGACAGAAGUGACGGAAGAGACCGUAAACCUGGCCUGGGACAACGAGAUGCGGGUCACGGAGUACCUGGUCAUGUACACACCCACCCACGAGGACGGCCUGGAAAUGCAGUUCCGCGUGCCUGGGGACCAGACGUCCACCACCAUCCGGGAGCUGGAGCCUGGGGUGGAGUACUUUAUCCGCGUCUUUGCCAUCCUGGAAAACAAGAAGAGCAUUCCCGUCAGCGCCAGGGUGGCCACGUGUGAGUGCCCAGAACCCAUCCCCACCCCCGCAGCCUCUACUGCCCUUGGCUUGCCCAGUGCAUGA
Messenger RNA from Leptonychotes weddellii (Weddell seal), 2329 nucleotides. The record is from RefSeq and is a predicted model, not a curated record. Lineage: Eukaryota; Metazoa; Chordata; Mammalia; Carnivora; Phocidae.